Messenger RNA from Prunus mume (Japanese apricot), 1238 nucleotides. The record is from RefSeq and is a predicted model, not a curated record. NCBI's taxonomy places the organism in Eukaryota, Viridiplantae, Streptophyta, Magnoliopsida, Rosales, Rosaceae.
AAUCCAAACUCAGUCAUGACAUGAGUGUUAACCAAAAAGAAACUAUCUGCGUCUAAACGAUGUCGUUUGCCGGUCAACUGUUUAACAUCCCCGCGGUGUGUUCCGUCGCGCCUCCUGUUGAAGACCCGGACCCGGAAGUUCCGCUCCGGAAUCUGUCGAUGGUCCGAACGAGAAUGGAUUCGCUGCAGUGCUUCCUCACCGAAUCGAUCAACGCCAACGCUCUGAUCAGCAAGGACCAGAUGGACAUGGUCUCAGCCGGAAUCGCCUCUGCGAUCCGCGAAACCAUCUCAAACGGCGCCGCUUUGUUGGCCUGCUCUCAGAACCUGGGAGACACAUCCGACCCGACCCGAACACCAGCCGCCAACAACGAAGCAGCUACAGAGGUCAAGAAAGAGGAAGAGAACGAUUUCCAAAACGACGAUGCGGAGGGCGAGAUCGUGGAGGUGGACGCGAUGGAGCUGCUGGCGGAGCACAUCCACUACUGCGAGAUUUGCGGAAAGGGGUUCAAGCGAGACGCGAAUUUGAGGAUGCACAUGCGGGCCCACGGGAACAGGUUCAAGACGCCCGAGGCCUUGGCCAAACCAGACAAGAACCCGGCCGAGCCGAGCCGGAAGACCCGGUUCUCGUGCCCUUAUAUCGGGUGCAACCGGAACAAGGGGCACGUGAAGUUUCGGGCGCUGAAAUCGGUGAUCUGCGUGAAGAAUCAUUUCAAGCGAAGCCACUGCCCGAAGAUGUACUCGUGCAAUCGCUGCAACAAGAAGAGCUUCUCGGUCGUGGCGGAUUUGAAGAGCCACCUGAAGCACUGCGGCGAGGCGCGGUGGCGCUGCACGUGCGGCACGAGCUUCUCGAGGAAGAGCAAGCUGUUUGGGCACAUGGCCUUGUUUGAAGGGCACAUGCCGGCGGUUGAGGACGAGAAGAGUGUUAAGGCUGCGGCGGCUAUGGAUCAGGAUGAGGAUGAGGAGGAAGAGGUGGAGGAGAAUACGACGUCGUUUAAAGGACGGGAAAUGGGGUCGAAUUUUUAUGAGGAUGUCGAAUUUUCUGAGUUGCUUGGAGGGUUUGGUUCCAUUGAUGGGUAUUUUUUGGAGGAUAUGUUGGUGGACUUGUGACAGUGGUGAUGAUGAUGAUAAGAUGAACAAGUGAAAAACACUCAAAAAUUUAAGGUGAUUGUAAGGAUUGCAAUGGCUGCAACAAUGGUUUUGUAGUGAAGAUUUGAGCUAAUUUUUUGAUUACGAAAUGCG